Messenger RNA from Stylophora pistillata, 585 nucleotides. RefSeq names its product EKC/KEOPS complex subunit Tprkb-like. The record is from RefSeq and is a predicted model, not a curated record. Lineage: Eukaryota; Metazoa; Cnidaria; Anthozoa; Scleractinia; Pocilloporidae.
AUGGCGGAAGAACUGAUCAUUCAAUACAGCGUGGAAAAUAACCCGAGUUAUACCACGAAUCUGGCUCUAUUUACGAAUGUGAAAAACAGUAUCGAUCUUAGGAAACUGAUCAUCCAAGGAAAAAUAGAAGCUGCUCUUUUAAAUGCUUCCAUGAUCAUAGACCCAUUUCAUGUCGCAAUAGCGGGACACAAAGCUCUGCAACUGUUUCAACAAGGAAAGAUGAAGACCAGGACACUUCAUUCAGAGAUUGUUUUCAAUUUGUCACCUUCUACAAAUGAAUAUAAGGGAAGUAGCAAAGGGUUUGGCUGUGACAUAAUUGAGGCCAAAAUAAACAUGUGGUGUGUGAAUCUUACAGAAAGCGUGAAACAGAAUCAGGACCCCUCUUUUCUUCUUCAACGUGUGGGUACAAAUGAACUGUUUGAGAAUCCUGACGUGCUUGGAAACAGUGCUAGAAUAUCAAAGAUGAUCAAUGAAUCUUUCAAGAAAUUUGGAAUACUGGACAAUACAUCAAGUGUGUUAGUUGUUAUUAUGACCCAGGAAAAUGCCGAAGAAAAGGUUAGCGCGAGUUUUAUACUAGGUAUCUAG